This is a messenger RNA of Aspergillus uvarum CBS 121591, 791 nucleotides long. RefSeq lists its product as uncharacterized. The transcript has a single exon. Bases 148 to 738 code for a protein of 196 amino acids. The record is from RefSeq and is a predicted model, not a curated record. NCBI's taxonomy places the organism in Eukaryota, Fungi, Ascomycota, Eurotiomycetes, Eurotiales, Aspergillaceae.
CUUCUUCCCCCCUCCUCUUCUCAGUGUUCACACUUCUCUUCCUUUCCUCUCACUUGACUCUCAUCGUUCACUCAUUCUUCUCUUUUCUCUCUUAAUCUCCCCUCCGGUCUCCUUACAUCACGUAUAACCCAUUAUUGCCGGUUUACCAUGCGGCUUCUCAGUCUUGGCCUCUGGAUUAUGCUUGUUAUCUCCCCGGUCACUGCCAAAUUCAGCGCCACCUGCUUCAAGGCCAUCGUUGCCCUCACCAGUCGUCCGCACGCUCUCCUCGAGCAGUUCCAACAUGAGAUCUGCGACCAAGGCUGUCGACCGACGGUCGCGCAUUGGGACCUCUGGACGCGCAACCACACCUUCCUGCCCGCCGUCCGCAGCCUCCUGGCUUGGGUGGAUCACCCCGAUCAACAGGAGGCGGCGAUGAUGCGCCUAGGGGACAAGGUGGCCGCGCUCCUCAAGCGUCAAUGCGGCCCGCUGCUGGACGGCGGCCGCGAUGUCUGUGCGGAUGGAGAGACCCUGGCCGCGUUCGGCUCUUGCUUCAAAAAGGGUUUUGUGCGGGCCGCGCUGGUUCACCUGCCCCGGUUGCUGCCCUUGGCUUCCGAGCUGGUCUGUCAAGCCCAGUAUGAGUGGGUACAGAAGAACCAGCUCUGGGAGGAGAUUAUUCCCAACAAGAUGCGCGAGUAUGCCGGGGUGUGUCGGCAAUUGGGGGGGGAGAUGAUGGUGAUGGGGGAGAUGUAUAGUUUCUAGUUGUGUACUGUACAGUGAGGUACCUAGUUACAUGCUAUAUUCCAGUAUGUGAG